AUGGGCAGCCUUUCCUUGCCCGAUGAAAAGGAAGAUGAUGGGCUUGGAGACGAGCCACCCAAAGCAGAGCUGACCGAUGAGGAGAAGAAGAAGUACUUCCGCAACAGGCAGGGUAUUCCGGACUUGGCCCCCACCACGCUGCGGAAGUUCCUGCAGCAGUUCUCCCUCCCGGAAAAGUCCGAGGGCUGGGAUGAGAUCAAGUUUGCCUGGGACCAAGCCCAUUCCAGCCGAGACUAUCUGCGGAAAUGGAUUGUCGAGGCCAAGCGCACGACCCUGAUCGAAGAUCCGCAGCCAUCGCAGACUUUCACCACGAAGCAUUUGGCCUGGCAGAAGCAGCACAUGGACUACCAGUCGAAGCAGAAUCUCUGGAAGGCGAAGCCGAAAAAGGACGAGGACGCUGCAUCCAUCGCGGCCAAAGCCAACCUCGAUAUCUUCGCAGUCGAGGAUGUGAACGACAUCGGCGAAGGCGAACCUUUGUAUGCCCACUUCGAGCCUGUCGACUGGGCCUUGCUGCAGCUCCGCUAUGAGCUGCAUCUGCUGCAGGAGUCCUUCAAGCGGGAUGUGGACGACGAGGACCGAAAGCUGAUCCCGGAGCCGCAUCUCUCGUACUACUACAGCAAGUACUUUCGGAAGCAGCUGAGCCCGGGUGUCUUCGGGCAGAAAAACAACACAGAGCUGAUCAGCCACAUAAAGGACGUGGUCACGAUCAGUGGUGAUCCGCCUUUGCUGCUGUCUCAGCUCGCCGAGGACGCCGAGGUCGACUCGGCCGACAUCUUCGUGAAGUUUUCGGAAGAAGCCCGUCGGGACCGCAAACGACGGCAAGAAGCGGGAGACGAGACCUCCACCUUGAAAUACACAGCUCCGGCGACCGCCAACACGCCGCCGCCUCCGCGACCAGCGGCUACUCCCAACGCUGGCUGGCAACCUGCUCCUCGGAACCCAACGCCCCGGCCGCCAAUGCCGAUGGGGAAAGGCUGGCAAGGCGAUGGCGGCAAAGGCCUCGACUUCUGUUCGUGCUGCAAAUCUUCAGUUAUAGCUUACAAGCACUAG
Symbiodinium sp. CCMP2592 is the source of this 1050-nucleotide messenger RNA. NCBI's taxonomy places the organism in Eukaryota, Dinophyceae, Suessiales, Symbiodiniaceae. The record is from the annotation of a GenBank genome assembly.